This is a messenger RNA of Sardina pilchardus (European sardine), 4587 nucleotides long. It is a transcript of the gene abcb10, whose product is annotated as ATP-binding cassette, sub-family B (MDR/TAP), member 10. The transcript is spliced from 13 exons. The coding region runs from base 566 to 2707 and encodes 713 amino acids. Gene Ontology annotation, biological process: oligopeptide export from mitochondrion. Gene Ontology annotation, molecular function: ATP hydrolysis activity; ABC-type oligopeptide transporter activity; ATP binding. Lineage: Eukaryota; Metazoa; Chordata; Actinopteri; Clupeiformes; Clupeidae. Gene Ontology annotation, cellular component: mitochondrial inner membrane. The record is from RefSeq and is a predicted model, not a curated record.
GGCCAUUGGUUUGAGUGCCACACUUGUGUAGCAGCAGUGUGAAUGCCGGAUGCUACACUAGGGUCACCUUUUCGUCUUCGGACUAUACCUCUGACACGGUGGAUACUUUUCUUUUUGGGUGUUUGUGCGUGCGUUUAGUGCUUAUUGUUGAUGUGGUUGAGAGUGUCAAAUGAAUGUGUUCGACAGAGCUGUUCUGUUAUCGGUAGACAGAUUGUUGUGACAGGGCGUUGGUAACAAACGAUAGGAGAUAGUAGGGCGCAACAACCCUUCUUUUAUGUGACUGUCAUGAACAGAUAAUGUGAAAUAACUGUCAAAAAGAGGAGUAUAGCCUUUCCCAUUGGACAGAUCUCUUACGGGGGAUGCAGUUGUCGCGAAGAGACCGUUCACUUUCUUUGGCAACUGUAGCAGGCUAACGUGAACAUUUCAUUAGUCAAAUGGACUUUUAGCAACCUUACCACGACGUUAUGUUGUUAAUCAUUGUCCAUUCGAAGACACGAUGUGUUAGUUAACUGUUCAAAUUGUGUGUAUAUGCGGUUGACCACCUGACAGCUAGGUUUGAUACAGGAUGAAACUCAUAUUUAAGUUGACAGAAUGCACAGCAGUGAACCUACUGAAGCGCAGGAAUACACAUUGCUGUCAAAAUCGGACGUACUGGGUGGAAAGUACUGCUCUUAAGGGGUCAUGGAAGAGACGAGAAUAUGUAGUUUCACGUCGCAUGCCACUUCAUCAUGUAGAGUCUCUGGUCACGUCGCCACUGCCCUGUAUCCGACUUGGAGAGGUUUCAGCACCCCGGAAUCUAUGGAGAGUCUCGACGCACAAACUGAACUGUUAUAGUACCUCCACUGAUUCGAGACCAACCACUCAAGAUGGGGUUGAAAGUAAAGACAACGCAACCAAGACUGGUAAAAACCUCAUGCCAGUACCAUCAGAAGACAUCCGAAGACUAUUGCACCUGGCAUACCCGGAGCGAUGGCGUCUGUCGACGGCUUGCGGUUUCCUGAUGGCCUCCAGUGCUGUAACCAUGUCGGCUCCCUAUUUCCUGGGAAAGGUCAUCGACACCAUCUACUCCAGCAGCAGCGCCGACUUCAGCGCAUCCCUGACCUCCCUGUGCAUGAUGCUGGGUGGAGUGUUCAUCUGCGGGGGAGCUGCCAACGCUGCACGCGUCUACCUCAUGCAGAUCUCCGGGCAACAGAUUGUGCGAAACCUGCGGGAAUCUCUCUUCUCCUCCAUCAUCAGUCAGGAAGUGGCGUUCUUUGACAAGACUCGCACUGGGGAACUCAUCAACCGCCUGUCCUCAGACACCACCAUUGUGGGACGCUCGCUGACGGACAACCUCUCAGAUGGCCUGCGCUCCAUCGCUCAGGCUGGUGUGGGUGUCAGUAUGAUGGUCUACGUGUCUCCCAGUCUGGCUGCGUUUGUUCUGAUGAUCGUUCCGCCCAUGGCCGGCAUGGCAGUGAUCUAUGGCAGAUACCUGCGCUCCAUCUCCAAACGCACCCAGGACUCUUUGGCCGAGGCCACGCAGCUGGCCGAGGAGCGGAUCAGUAACAUGAGAACGGUGCGAGCGUUUGGAAAAGAGUGGAGCGAGCUGGAGAAGUACGUGGAGAAGAUCAACUACGUCUUCCAGCUGGCCAAGAAGGAGGCUGUGCUGAGAGCCGGCUUUUUCGGGAUGACUGGUCUCAGUGGCAACUUGAUGAUCCUGGCGGUGCUGUACAAGGGUGGCUUGCUGACCGCCAGUGAGCACAUGACUGUGGGGCAACUCUCCUCCUUCCUCAUGUACACCUUCUGGGUGGGCAUCAGCAUUGCAGGUUUCAGCUCCUUCUACUCGGAGUUGAUGAAAGGCUUCGGUGCUGGAGCCAGACUGUGGGAACUUGUGGACAGGAAACCAGAGUUCCCCCUUGAUGAGGGCACAAUGCUGAGACCUGAGCUUUUUAAGGGCCAGCUGCAGUUCCACAACGUGUCCUUUGCCUACCCAACCCGCACGGACGCGCCCAUCUUCCAGAACCUGAGUCUCCUGGUGCCGGCAGGGACGGUCAUGGCCGUGGUGGGGCCCAGCGGGUCGGGCAAGUCCACCCUGGUGUCCCUGCUGUUGCGUCUGUAUGACCCAGAGACGGGCAUGAUCACUAUUGAUGGCAGAGAUGUGCGGGAGCUGAAUCCGUCUUGGCUGAGGAGUCACGUCGGAACAGUCAGUCAGGAGCCUGUGCUCUUCUCCAGCUCCAUAGCUGAGAAUAUAGCCUAUGGUGCGGCGGAUCCCAAGAGUGUCACAGUUGAGGACAUCCACCGUGCUGCUCAGAUUGCCAACGCCUAUGACUUUGUCCAAGGCUUCCCCAAAGGCUUCGACACCAUGGUGGGGGAGAAGGGAAUUCUUCUGUCAGGUGGUCAGAAGCAAAGAAUUGCCAUUGCAAGAGCCUUACUUAAGGACCCCAAGAUACUCCUGCUUGACGAGGCCACAAGUGCGCUGGAUUCGGAGAACGAGUACCUGGUGCAGGAGGCGCUGGAGCGUCUGAUGGUGGGCCGCACGGUGCUCAUCAUCGCCCACCGCCUCUCCACCAUCCAGAACGCCGACAGCGUGGCCGUGCUGGACCAGCGCCGCGUCGUCGAGUGCGGCCGCCACGCCGAGCUGCUGGCCAACCGCGACGGACUCUUCCGGAAGCUCAUGGAGAAGCAGGCCUUCAUGCAGGAGGAGCAGAAGCAGGCCCUGUAUGAGUGAAGGAACCAGAGAGACCCCCCCCCCCUCAGAGGCCAGAGAACUGAGACUGGGUUAUCUCUGAGGGUCAAAGGUCAUCCAGCAGCACAGACUGAUGGGGGCACAGUGACGUAUCUGACGGCACCAGCGGGUGGUUUGAUUCUGGCACAUAAACACUCUUCCGAUGCUAGCCUGAGCGUAGCAUGCUACCUCAAGCUGACCAAUGCUUUGGGUGUGGAUUGGAUGCAGACUGAGAACAGGAUCUUUUUUGUUUUCUCACUGACAAUGUGUAUUUUAAAUGGUGGUAAAGGAGCUGAGGAAAACUACUCUUUGACAAGAGAAAAGAACAUGAAGUAUGCUUAAAUAACAACCAACCAAUACCAACAGCAAAAAGACCGAAAGGAAAAUGAUACUUGUGACUUGUGUGCACAGCAUCAGUCAGUCUGGGCGUCCACUAAUCAAACCUGCCUUAAUGAUCUUUAUGUUUGUGACCCCUUAGAGAGGCACACAGUAUGCCUGAUGUUUUUAUGACUGCACAAUUUAUAUUUUUGUUGUAUCCAAAAACUUGAACGGUACUGUACAGUGUAUGAAGAUCUGCUUUUUGAACUCUAAGUAAUGACUCCCCAGGUUUGAAGGCUUUAUUUGACUGAUUUCAGAUGGACUCUCCCAAUUGUAACACACAGCAGUAGUAUGUUGUUAUAGGCCUUUGUGAAAAAACACCUUGUUUUUUUGUCUCUUCAGUUACUUUUUCCAACAUUCCACGUUGUCAAAGGAAUUACAGUGACUGUAGGCCUAAUUACUGAAAGUCUUUAUGACUUCUAUACAGUGAACUGUUAAGCUGGUUUGGGAUCAGUUAGACUUCUGAUCAUGGUGUUGGAAUUGUCUGCGAUGGCCAACAACCUUUGUACACUGAUGAAAAGAAAUGCUCAGAUUUAAAGUGUUAAACAAUUCUGGGUGACAAAACUAAGAGAUCCAGUUAAAUUGAGAAACCUCAGUGGAAGUCCUCUGCAAAUGACUGCAUAUUUAUGAGAAAUCAACCACAAGUGCUGAUGCUGACACGAUCGCCACUUCGGUCACGUUCCACACAGUGCACUGAGCUGCUGCUCUGCAGGAGGUGGCACCAGGGCAAAGCAGUGUAGCGAUCUAAACCACUGGUUGAAUCAAACGCUAAUUAUUUUUAAUGACGAAAUUAGCCAAGGCUGGAAUUAUAUGAUCACUUGUCAUUUGUUCUAAAUGUCAUUUUUUUUAUUAUUAUUAUAUUUUAGCCAAUCUGUAGCCAAGUGUUUCAGUUGAUGUUGGUGUAUGCAUAUAGUCACAGUGUCACAGGGUCAGUAUGUCACUCAGUUGUACUGCAUUUGUAUAGAGAAACACAUUUUAUUCAGAAAAUGAAUGUCCUGUGCCUAGAGUGCAAAUACUAUGUGUCUCUCUCUGGAUGCUCCUGUGUGGCCACUAGAGUUUGUUAGCAACAGAUGGAGAAUAACCAGGACAAGCCUGUCCUUGUUCUUAUACAUCUUCAGGAGUGGUGUGAGUGCAAAGCAAUAUGAUUCAUUUUAACUGAGCAAGUUACUGCACUGGCUUGAAUGAUGCACACUUUAAUGACAGCUUAAAAAAGAAGUAUACAAUACGUCAGAACUAUAUAUGUUUAAAUGUCAUAUCAAUCCAUGUCUCUAUUUUUGAUGUAUCAGUUGAGAGAUUAUUUAAUCAAUAUGAAAAAAAUAGUUUUGUGUGAUAAAUUAUUAGGUGUUAAAGUAUAAAUGAAAAUAUAUUGCUGAAUUGUCUUCUCCAUUUAUUUGAAUUUUUGUUACAUUGUUUUAUUACUCAAUGAUGGUGUAGUACUGCUGUUCGCCACAAGGGGGCCCUGUGGUCAUAUGCAGUGUGCAACAUUGGGCCUUGUGUGUUGAUGA